UACAAAAGGCUGUUUCAGCAACUCACGUUUUUUUUUUUAACGACGUAUCACGUAUGCCCUUAAGCUUGUAAACAUUACAGAAACAAAGCAUACUCGCUCACUCUCAGAGUCUCAGUGCAACUGCCAACUCAGCAAAUAUUUCAAAAUUAUGUGAAAAAGAACUUAAAUCAUGGAGAAGCACAGCACAAUGUUAGGACAGAAUACCUUAAGAUAUUUUAGUUUGUUCAUCUUGACUUUACAGACCACUGUGACAGUACUGGCAAUGCGCUAUUCUCGCAAACAGACAGAAGGAGGGAAAGAGUUAUACAUUGCCACAACUUUGAUUCUUGUUUCAGAGUUAAUCAAAUUUGUAUUCUGUCUAAUUCUGCUCCUCGUCCAGAAAUCUUGCUCAGUGAAACACCUUUUCAAAGCGCUAGUGUCUGAAGUUAUUUACAAGCCAUCUGAAACCGCCAAACUUGCCAUUCCUAGUUCAUUGUACACAAUUCAAAACAACUUGAUUUUGUUGGCACUGUCCUCCCUUGAUGCGGCAACUUUUCAAGUUACUUAUCAAUUGAAAAUUUUGACUACAGCCUUUUUUUCUGUGUUGCUACUACGCAAAGAAAUUAAGGCAUUUCAAUGGUUGGCUCUCUUAAUUUUAAUGGGUGGUGUUGUGCUAGUUCAGUUCCCCUCUGAUGGGAAACAAACAGAAGCUAACAAAGCUUUAAGCAACCCGCACAAACAUUUGAUUGGUAUGUUAGCAGUAAUUGCCUCAUCUCUAUCAAGUGGAUUUGCUGGUGUCUACUAUGAGAAGCUCUUAAAGGAAAGUGCACAGCCAUCUGUAAUCAUUCGAAAUAUUCAGCUAGGAAUUUUUUCAAUUGUUUUUGGAGCUGCUGGAGUUAUUAUAAACGAUUGGGAGAAAGUAGCCCAGCGUGGGUUUUUCGAUGGAUAUACUCCUGUCGUUUGGCUCGUUAUUAUGCUCCAGGCAAUGGGUGGUUUGGUUGUAGCGGCUGUUAUCAAAUAUGCUGACAACAUUUUAAAAGGCUUCGCGACGUCCGUCUCUAUCAUUUUAUCUUGUCUCUGUUCCUACGUCUUCCUCCACGACUUAAACCUAGAUUUGACCUUUGUUCUUGGAACCGGACUAGUCAUCCUGGCAACUUUUAUAUACGGAAUUCAGUCACAUCAUGCGCCAUUCGUUAGCAGUAGUAGCAGCACAAACAGCACCCUCGUCGAUGAAGACGAAAGCGAUGAUAUUAGUCGUUCGUCGUACGUCAAGGUAAAUAACGAUCGAACUUAUCAAAAGCUUUCCAGCACAAUUUAAACCUCGUCCAGUCGGAUUUCAUGUAUGGUUGCCGCUAAAGUGUUCGUUUACAGUACGUCCCCUUUGUUAUUUAAUUAUUUAAUUGAACUUUCUUAGCUCGUAACGUAAAGCUCAAACCAAGCCCUCGAUUUUUCACAUCUGAUUCCCUGUUUGUGGUAUUAUUGUAACGUUUUUUUUAUCUAAAAAUUCGGAUUUGUUUAUAGUAAGUCCCUUCCCUCCACAUCAAAAGUAUUUGUAUUUUUUUUUCCUUUUUUUAAGUUUUGUCUUAGUUGAUUUUUUUGCGAUUAAUGCAAUAAAUGCAAUAAAUGUUUAGUUUAAAUUCCACCUAAGCUAAUUAUCUUAGAAACAUAAUUGAACAAAUUUGUUUCCAUUAAGUGGAUUUUAAAUUAUUUCUUUAUCGAACCGGAAAAAUGUCAUAAUUUUGUUUUCUGUUGCGAUAGCGCUAAAAAGAACUCGUGAAUCUAAUGAAUGAAUGAGUGGGUAUAACGCGGUGGCACCAAUAUUAAUUAAUGAGUUAUCAAAUAGUUUAUAUCUGUAAUUCACGUAUUAUUUUCCUGGCUAUUCCGCGUAUUUCCUACCAGUUUUUUCGGGUUCAGGCGAUUGACCAUAUAACAUACCUUUUUAAACUAACCCAAAAUCCUUACUCCCAUUAUUCCGAUCCAAAAUUUUUUCACGAAAUCACUUCAUCCGUAAAAAAAGGCUUUGGCACAACACAUCGCAUCACACAUGUUGUCGAUGAUUUCCGUUGAGUACCUACUCCCUAAUCAACGCCGUUGGUCCUUUGAAAAUUUCGAAUUCCUCAUAUUAUUUUUAUUCACUAGGUUGAGAAACCCAAAAUGUUAUGAUGUUUGACAAGUGCGGCAUCAACGCGAUCCACAAUCAGCCAACGCCUUAGUCGAACAAUUCGCCGCUAAUUGGUGCAAAGUACGGUAGUCUUUACUUAAUCUAUAUAUUGAAAUUUUAUCGAACAACUUCUGGUUAGCUUUAAAUUAAUGACAAUAAAAUGGGGAUAUUUUAAAGAAGAAA
Daphnia pulex (common water flea) is the source of this 2323-nucleotide messenger RNA. RefSeq names its product UDP-N-acetylglucosamine transporter-like. The record is from RefSeq and is a predicted model, not a curated record. Gene Ontology annotation, molecular function: UDP-galactose transmembrane transporter activity. Bases 170 to 1297 code for a protein of 375 amino acids. Gene Ontology annotation, biological process: pyrimidine nucleotide-sugar transmembrane transport. Gene Ontology annotation, cellular component: Golgi membrane. Lineage: Eukaryota; Metazoa; Arthropoda; Branchiopoda; Diplostraca; Daphniidae. The transcript has 7 exons.